CUCCCCUUACUAAAACCCCUUCCCCUCCAUUGCUCUCCUCACUCACUUCCGAACUUCCUCUCCAUAAUCCUCUCUAUCUAUCUUGAUCUCACUUUCAUUCUCUGUUUCUGUCUGUUUCUGGAGAAACCCAGAAACAGAAUCCACAUUUUAAGCUAUAUUUACAGGGGUACUUACAUAUAUCUUAACUGUGUCACUAACUCCAAUGGGUGACUCACAGAACUCAGAGAACGAGUUCCUUCUCUCUCAGUCUUCAUCAUCCUCCUCCGGGGUGUCCAAUCCGAUACCCAAGUCAGCCGCGAAGAAAUCUAGCGAAACAGAGACGAAUCGCUCGAAACGUCCGAGGGACAGUAGUCUGCAUCCGGCCUACAGGGGGGUUCGAAUGCGGACUUGGGGGAAAUGGGUGUCAGAAAUCCGGGAGCCCCGGAAGAAGAACCGGAUCUGGUUGGGCACCUUCGCCACCCCCGAAAUGGCAGCACGCGCCCACGACGUAGCCGCACUUAGCAUCAAGGGCGACUCUGCUAUCCUCAACUUCCCCGAGCUCGCCGGGUCCUUGCCCCGACCGGCAUCCAACUCGCCCCGAGACGUCCAGGCCGCCGCAGCGAAAGCUGCCACAAUGGAGUUCUUAAGCGACGGGUCACAUUCCUCAUCACUAUCUUCCUCAUCAACAUCCACAUCAUCAGUAGCAUCCAACAGCGACGACGCGUCAACGCCGGAGGAGCUGAGCGAGAUAGUGAAGUUGCCGAGUCUGGGUACGAGCUACGAAUUGACCGAGUCAGGAACCGAUUUUGUGUUCGCCGACUCGGUGGAAGGAUGGCUGUAUCCGAGCGGACUACCGUGGUACUACGAGGAGCAUUGCGGUUAUUUUGGCGAGGAAGAAAAUAUCAUCCCAGCUGGGUUUGGACCUUCAUUUUGGGAUAUCAUUAAUCCAUAAAUCAUAAUCUCCUCUGUUUUUUGCCUCUUUACAAAACUCUAUCUAAUUUUGGGGAACAAGACCAUCACAUUUACAAUUUUAAUAUAUUUUUUCUCUCAAUUGUUUAAAAUUAUGAAAGCCCAUUUUCAAUUUCUCUUUAAUAAGUUUGCAGGAGAAAGUUAGUGAUUAUCAAUUGAACUAUGUUCAUCAUUUUACGGUUUUCGAUGCAGUGUUAUUAUAAUAAUUUUUUUAUGAAAGAGCCAAAAGGAAGGAAUACCUUCCUUGCAUCUCAAGAAGUAUGUAUGAUUUGGGGGGAAAGGAGUGGUCCAAAACCUCUUACAAAGUGGCCAAAAUCUCAGUCAUUUUGGAGCAUAUGGCUGAUAAUUUUUUUUUCUUUUGGGGUAAAAAGAAGUGAAUAAAACUGCUGGUUGAUUUUGAUUGUGUGGUCAACUUUUACUUUCUGGGGAGGAAAGAGAAUAAUGGAGACAGUAAAAAAGUGAUUCAAAGACUUGGAGAACAAUCAAGUGUCCUCAAUAAGAUGGUUAAAAAGGGUAAUAAGAAAUUGGGUCCAUUCUCUCGCCCCCUUGUGUUCAUCUCUGUUUUGGUGUUGCUUUUCUUGCUGUGUAUAUCUCUUUCUCUGCUUAGAGCAUAGCUUUUAGAUAACUCAUGAAAUGGGAAAAUGAAGAUUCAAAGGUACU
This is a messenger RNA of Rubroshorea leprosula, 1608 nucleotides long. The record is from the annotation of a GenBank genome assembly. Lineage: Eukaryota; Viridiplantae; Streptophyta; Magnoliopsida; Malvales; Dipterocarpaceae.